Penicillium canescens is the source of this 1308-nucleotide messenger RNA. RefSeq names its product NAD(P)/FAD-dependent oxidoreductase. NCBI's taxonomy places the organism in Eukaryota, Fungi, Ascomycota, Eurotiomycetes, Eurotiales, Aspergillaceae. The record is from RefSeq and is a predicted model, not a curated record. Gene Ontology annotation, molecular function: saccharopine oxidase activity; sarcosine oxidase activity; flavin adenine dinucleotide binding. The coding region runs from base 1 to 1308 and encodes 435 amino acids. The transcript has 2 exons.
AUGGGAGUUUCCAAAUCCGACCCGAUCAUCAUCGUUGGCGGAGGAGCCUUUGGGCUCUCAACCGCUCUACAUCUGACUCGCGAUGGCUUCACGAACGUGGCCGUCUAUGAGAAAGAUGAUCAUAUCCCUCCGCGCUUCUCAGCCGCCAAUGAUCUGAACAAGAUUGUUCGCGCGGAGUAUGAGGAUCCGUUCUAUACUGAUCUGACAAUUAAAGCCAUCGCCGCUUGGAAAACCCCCCUAUUUGCCCCCCAUUUCCACCAGACCGGUUUCCUCCACUGUGUAUCCGGCGACGCGCCCCAAAAGGCCAUCGAAACUCUCGGCCGCUUCCGCGCCGCAGCAGACGGAAACACCAAGCUCAAGCCGCACGUCGUCCCUCUCAAAGGCGACGAGGACAUCCGCGAAGCAUGCUGGCAACUAAACGGCCCGCUAACCGGCUGGAACGGCUACCUAAACCGGUUCGACGGAUACGCGCACUCAGGCAACGCCCUGGCAGCAGUGUACCGAGCCGCGCAAGCAGCCGGCGUCCGCUUCUACCUCGGCGAACGCGGCGCAGUCGACGAGAUCGUCUACGUGGGCGCGUCGAAGGGCAGAAAGAGUUCCGGAAUCCGCACGAAAGACGGCAAAUUCCACCCGUCUUCGCUGGUAAUUGUUGCAGCGGGCGGUGCUGUCGGCAGACUUGUUCCCGAGCUUGGAACGAAGGUCGUUGCGAAGUCGUGGUCUGUUGCUCAUGUGCAUCUGACCGAUGAGGAGACGUCCAUGCUGCGGAAUAUUCCCGUAACCUAUGCGCGCGACCUUGGAUUCCUGUUCGAGCCUGAUCCUGAGACGAACCUGUUGAAGAUUUGUCCUAUGGGGGGUGGGUAUGUCAAUACCGAUGCUCAGACUGGAAUUUCGCAUAUGCCUGGUUCGUUGGAGGAGAGUGCGUUUAUACCUGAGCAUGAUGAGAAGCAGAUGAGGAAGUUGUUGGCUCAUACGCUUCCAGCGUUGAAGGAUCGGCCGUUGGUUAGGAGGUCGCUUUGUUGGUUUGCUGAUACUGAUGACUCGGACUUUAUUAUUGAUUAUCUUCCUGAGACUUCCGAUUCGGUUGUUGUGCUUUCUGGUGAUUCUGGGCACGGGUUUAAAAUGUUCCCUAUCUUUGGGUCUUGGGUUAGGGAUUUCUUGGGUGCUGGACAGCAGCAGAUUAAGAGGUGGAGGUGGAAGCAGCCUAAGCCUGCUGGUGAGAAGGGGAACUGGGGUGGUGAUGUUAGUUGGAGAAUUGGAGAGUCGAAGGAGCUUGCUGAGAUUCGACCUGGGAGAUCGUCUAAGCUUUAG